Trichoderma gamsii is the source of this 237-nucleotide messenger RNA. RefSeq lists its product as hypothetical. The transcript is spliced from 2 exons. Bases 1 to 237 code for a protein of 78 amino acids. The record is from RefSeq and is a predicted model, not a curated record. Lineage: Eukaryota; Fungi; Ascomycota; Sordariomycetes; Hypocreales; Hypocreaceae.
AUGCCUCUCACACACACUCUCCGUGCCAUCCGAGCCCCUGUCUUUCCUCUCGUGGCAGGACAACAGGAUUCCUCAAAGCCCUCGGCCAUGCCUGCCGGUAUCAUCGUGCUAGGGCCCAAGGUCCCCGGCACCAGAUGCCCAACCUGUGCCCAACAAGGCAAAGAGGUUUGGGUCAUUCCUGGUCGAUGCUGCGGUUAUUGCGGCACUCCUUGCGACUCUGAGCAUUAUCAUGAAUAG